Messenger RNA from Carlito syrichta (Philippine tarsier), 693 nucleotides. It is a transcript of the gene ARMH2, whose product is annotated as chromosome unknown C6orf229 homolog. The transcript is spliced from 2 exons. NCBI's taxonomy places the organism in Eukaryota, Metazoa, Chordata, Mammalia, Primates, Tarsiidae. The coding region runs from base 1 to 693 and encodes 230 amino acids. The record is from RefSeq and is a predicted model, not a curated record.
AUGGCUAAGAGACAGUUUUGUGGUGUAUGGGUUUGGAUUAAGGUGCAUCGAUUUUUUAUGGGGUUGUGUCAGCACCUCCAUUAUUUCUGGAGUGUCAUUGUGAAGGAUUUUUUUGUCAAGAAGGAGGAAGAACAAGUCCCUUCAGAUGAUGCUAUCUUUCACAAGGAAAAAAUUGUGGUACUUGGGCAAAUGUUGAAGGAUAAAUCUCUACCCAUUGAAAAGAGAGCUCAGGCUGCCCAGAGAAUUGGACUGUUGGCCUUCACAGGAGGACCAACUGCUGGAAAUUUUGCAGCCGAAUACAUGCAAGAAGUAUCUCACUUGUUGCAAAAUUAUGAAGUGGCACCAAAAAUAAAGAUCCUGCUGCUCCAGGGUAUAGCUUGUUGGUGCUACUUAGACCCUGAGAGCCAGACAAGAGCCAAACAUCUGCAGUUUAUUCCCAUUCUCCUUAGUUUUUUGGAAAGUAGAUCUGAGUCUACUAUCAAGGGUGAAAUAAACAGCAACCUCCUCCUGCAGUUUUGGACUUGUUACGUGCUCUCUAUCAUGACGUGCAAUAAUGUGUCUAUCAUCAAGGAGCUUAGAGGCCACAGUACUCUAAAAGAUAAUUUACUAAUGUUGGCUCCAGAGAAUUGGUCUGGAUGGCCAGAGAAUUUUGCAGAGGUACUGUUUUUCCUGCUUGGUUUUCACAGGAGUUAG